Molecule: messenger RNA, 6694 nt
Organism: Octopus bimaculoides (California two-spot octopus)
Lineage: Eukaryota; Metazoa; Mollusca; Cephalopoda; Octopoda; Octopodidae
Product: iron-sulfur clusters transporter ABCB7, mitochondrial
Biological process (GO): transmembrane transport; intracellular iron ion homeostasis
Cellular component (GO): mitochondrial inner membrane
Molecular function (GO): ABC-type transporter activity; ATP binding; ATP hydrolysis activity
Source: RefSeq, a predicted model, not a curated record
AGUGUGUGAGAAGUGAAGGGAGGUAACAAACGGUGUCGCACCACAGAGAUGGCCACUGCAUUAUUUCGCACAGCACACAUCGACUGGAGUAUUUCUUCUGAACUUAUUUAUUCUCUAAAUCAAUCGAAAUCAGCUUUCCAAACUACCAGAUUAUUGCGAUCUUGUCGACACAAACCAUACCAGACAAUAUGGUUCAAACCUAUGGUCAGAGGUUCCACUGGAAAGGUGAAAAGCCCUAAGACUUUGAAGUUUUCAUUGUUUACACAGUUCAGUAAACUUUUCAAAAGGCAAUUUCCAGUUACCCUUGGAAAGAGAGGCUGUUUUCAUCCUGGUGCAUCAAUUGGUUCAACAAACUCUAUCAGUUUAAAAAAUGCAAAAGAAGUGACUGGCAUCGAUAUCAUCAAAGCAAUCAGUAAGCAUGUGUGGCCGAAAGGCAAGUGGAACAUCAAAGUGAGGGUUUCAGUUGCCAUCCUGUUACUUAUCAGUUCCAAGCUAUUGUUGGUCCAAGUACCGUUUCUUUUCAAAUACAUCAUUGACCAUUUGAAUGGCUCAGAGGAAUAUCUCAGCCUCAUUGAUGCCCCUUCAACCAUUAUCACUGUGUCCACAUCAUUAAUUAUUGCCUAUGGUAUAGCUCGGGCUGGUGCCAGUGGCUUUAAUGAACUCCGCAACGCUGUCUUUGCCAAAGUAUCACACAAUUCCAUACGAGAAGUUGCUCGCAAUGUAUUUCUUCAUUUACACAAUUUGGAUCUGAACUUCCAUCUCAGUCGCCAGACUGGUGCCUUAUCUAAAGCCAUCGACAGAGGAACCAGAGGCAUCAAUUUCACAUUAACUGCUUUAGUCUUCAAUGUGGUACCCACAACCUUUGAAGUUGCUUUAGUCAGCAGUAUUUUGAAUUACAAAUGUGGGGGACAGUUCACUUUAGUCACCUUGGGUUGUAUUGGCUCAUAUGCAGUUUUUACAUUUCUGAUAACCCAAUGGAGAACAAAAUUCCGGGUUUUAAUGAACAAAGCUGAUCAAGAAGCUGGUACAAAAGCUAUUGAUUCUUUGAUUAAUUAUGAAACUGUCAAGUAUUUCAACAAUGAGUGGUACGAAGCUAAGAAGUAUGAUAUUCUGUUGGGCAACUAUGAAAAGGCCUCCUUGAAAACAACAACGAGUUUGGCUGCUCUGAACUGGGGACAAAAUGCCAUCUUCAGUGUAGGCUUGACAGCCAUUAUGUACUUGGCUAGCAAAAAUGUUUUGAAUGGCACAAUGACUGUCGGAGAUAUCGUAAUGGUAAAUGGAUUGCUUUUCCAGCUAUCCUUACCACUUAACUUUCUGGGAUCAGUCUAUAGAGAGAUCCGGCAGGCUCUCAUUGAUAUGCAAACUAUGUUUAGCCUGCUUAAUUUGGAAUCUGCUGUAAAGAAUGCAGAAACAGCUCCUACCCUUGAUGUUUCUUCGGAAAAUUCAUCCAUAACAUUUCAAGAUGUCUACUUUGAGUAUGUCCCCGGACGUGCUAUAUUUAACAAUUUGACUUUCACUGUACCCGCUGGCAAGAAAAUUGCUAUCGUUGGUGGUAGUGGCAGUGGAAAGUCUACGAUUGUCCGGCUGUUGUACCGUUUCUUUGACCCCCAGAAAGGUUCCAUCUCUAUAAACAGUCAAGACAUAAAGACCAUCACGUUGGACAGUUUGAGAAAAGCUAUCGGUGUUGUUCCACAGGAUUGUGUGUUGUUCCAUGACACCAUAUACCAAAAUAUCCAGUAUGGUAAAUUGGAUGCCACAAAAGAAGAAGUCUUUGAAGCAUCUCGCAUGGUUGAAUUACAUCAAACCAUUGAAGAUAUGUUUCCUCAGAAAUAUGAAACACAGGUUGGAGAGAGAGGCUUGAAGCUUUCAGGAGGAGAGAAACAACGUGUUGCUAUUGCUCGGACAAUUUUGAAAGACCCUAUCAUAAUUGCUUAUGAUGAGGCAACAUCGUCACUAGAUAGCAUUACAGAGCAGAAUAUUCUGAAGGCUUUGAAAACGAUUGCAGAAGGACGUACAACAAUUGUUAUUGCUCACCGCCUCUCCACUGUAACUGAUGCCGAUGAGAUUUUAGUGUUGGACAAAGGGACCAUCAUUGAAAGGGGCACACACCAAUACCUAUUAAACCAACCUAACUCUAUGUAUUUGUCCAUGUGGCUCCGUCAGUCCAUGAAUCAAGACGAUUAUGAGGAAUUGAUCAAAAAUCAUGAUCAGAAAAACAACUCAUAGGGGACUAUGACGACUGGUUGGCAUUUCUGAAAGAUCUAGCUAAAGAAAAUGAUUGCGUCUAAGAAAACUUAUGAUUACAUGUUUUGAGAAAAAUCUGUUGGUAAAGUUCACAAAUAGAAUAAGUCUGUGUGCUGUCAUGUAAAGUGCAUUUUAAUGUUUCAGAUCAGGCUUUUUUGCAAACUUGAAAACAAAAGGCCAUCCAGAAAACUUUUCUUGGUUUCUUCUUUGAUGAAAUCUUGAUCAAGAUCCUACUCAAAAUGUUAGAAUCCAAUUUUCCUAGCAGCACUUGACAUAUAUAUAUAUAUAUAUAUAUAUAUAUAUAUGUUUGUUUUUAACCAUUCCACACAGUCUAUUGCUGCUGGGCCUGGUGGUACUAUGCGAUUAUGCUGCUACAUUUAUCAACUCUUCUGGCUAUAACUUUGUUGUCAGUGUCUUAACCUUUUAUCUUCUUUCAUAAAUGCUGUCAGCACUGUAAACUCUGUAGUCAGAAAUUACGUCUUUCAAAGUUCACAGUAGCUGAUUGCACUGUGUCUAAUUGCUACUAAUGCUUCUGUUAGUAAUACUACUGCCGUACUGUUUUAAAUGUAAAAUAACUUUUUUAAUGUAAAAUAUCUAAUCAUCAGUGAGUUAACCUUCCCAGAGCUCACAAAUUCUGUUGACAUUAAAUCUACUGCAUAGAACUGCUUCAGUUAUAGAUGCUACUGUCAAUGUAUUAAUCCUUUCAUAGUCUACAGCAUGGCUGUGGACUAUGUGAUGGCUAACUUUCUUCAAUGCAUAUCAUGUUCCCAAUAGGUUAAUUCUUUCAUAGUCUACUACAUACAAGUGGAAUAAGUUAGCUGUGAGAGGGUGAUUAGCUUCUGUAGACAACUCCCAAGCACUCUCCAGACCCAUAGUUUGACAUUUCAACUUGUCAGGCAACUUCUUUCUGCCUCUUCUACAAAUAGAAAGAAAACCCUUCAAUUUUACUCUAGACACAAUCUUAGCUGCUAGGACCCCUUUUUUUCUUCUUGUUGAUCCUCCACACCUCAACCUAUUUAGAAUUUCUCAGUUUAUGGUGUAACCUUACAAUCCCUAGUUAGUUAUUACAGCAUUUUAUUGUGUAUAUAAAUGUAAGCAAUACCACAAAACCCACUCAAUUCUUCUCCCCCUUAACUAAUGCCUCACUCUAUUAACCAUCUCCCUAACUCACUGCUACUAUUAUUUCCCCAUCAUUUGCUGAAACUACAAGACUACGGUGCUACACUUUAUUGCAAUAGCAAUAGCAGCCAAUUCUUAGUCUCCUCCUUUUCAGCACACACAUCACUACAUUCUUCCUCCAAUAGACUUUACUCAAAAUGUCCUAUUUCCCUUCUUCCUUCACAUCACUAACUUGUUCCACUUUGUCAACUUUUUGUACUUAAUUUUUGCCAAUAUUUACCAUCAUGAACUUCCUUAGAUUUUACUGUUUUAUUGUAUGUUGCAAUUUUAUGGGUGAAGUCUUUUAGUUGUCUGACAAAUGAAUUUCUUAGACUUUUAAACAGCUCUUCCAUAGAAUCAUUAUACAUAGUCUUAAGCCAAAUUUGUUCCUUAGGUUUUUAACACCAAUCUCUGAACAGCAAAGUUUAAUGUGUUUUACAUUAGGAAGAGAGUCAUGUUAUCCAUUAAGCACUCAAAACACACACACACACACAUGCACGUGCAAAGGUGCAUACACUCUUGUGUUAUGAAGUGAUGGAUUGUCGUCACUCUUCAGAGACCUGAUCAUUGACUCUGAGAUAAGAAAUUUUGUCAAUGACAAGUUGCAGGUGUAUGAUAAAAUAUUUUUAACCCUUUAUAGUACACAAUUCUAUAAAGAGAAUCAAAUGAAAUUGUUGAGUGUAACAGUUUUUGAGUUUUUUUAUUGUUUGUCGUCACUUUUCCACAAUGUAAUUUAGUUUUAACAUUUAAUGUCAAACAAGUACAAAAACAAAUCUAUUUUAUAUUAUAAGUCUUUAAUAAUUCUGUAUAUAAUUUCUGCUGCUAAUGUGUUAAAAUUGUUGUAAGAAAUAGAGUGAUGGUGUGUAUGUCAAAAUUAACAGUAAAAAGAAAGGGCAAAUUUAGAUGUAAAUGUCUGUUAGAAGUCAAUGUAUUUAAUAAUGGCUUGUAUAUAUAAUUUAUUUUACCUGUAAAUUCUAUCAGCGAAUAAAAAUGAAAAGGGGGACAGAGUAUAAAAAAAUAUUUUUAAAAAACACAAAAACAAAAGAGAUUCUUCAAGCUGAGAUAUUUUGUUGAAGAUAAAACCAAAAUAGGUGUGUGGUAGAAUCUACUAAAAGUUCUCUGUUUGAAAAUAUUAAGCAUGAUCAUGUAAAAUCAGAAGUCUAUCCAAUUUUUAUAGAGACGGUGGUAUGUUUAAAGUGGUGUUUUUAUCACCAUAUUUCUAUAUAUAUAUAGUAACAAACUGAGGAAAAGAAAUCCUUCAAAGGGGUGUGUUAAACAUCCAAUUCACUGGUACGUCAGUUGGAUACCAUAUAAAUAUUGGUAUAAUUCAAUUAUAAAGAUAAAUUAGAUAUAGAGAUAUUCAAUUGACGAUCCAAUAAUUUAUUUAUAUUACAAUAUUACAUUAGAUACUAUGAAUAUAAUAUAUAACAUAAAUAAUUAUAAAAACCAUAGAAGGCCAACAAAUUGUUUCGACUUAUAUAUAUUUUUUCUGAUAUACAUAAUCACAGUUCCAUUAUAUAUAAAGUCACUUUAUAAAUAAUGGUACUGAUUAUAUUAUAUUCAUAGUAUUUAAUGUAAUAUUGUAACAUAAAUAAAUUAUUGGAUUGUCAAUUGAAUAUCUCUAUAUUUGAUUUAUAUAUAUAUAUAUAAUUAUUAUUAUUAUUAUUAUUAUUAUUGACCACACAUGCUCAAUGUAUGUGUUUUGUUUCUUCACUGGUUAAACACCCAGUGCUAUGAGGGAAUCAUCCAUGAAGCAGUGAACAAGCAAAGCAAAUGCAUUGAAUAUUUGUGCUUGAUAAUAUUUACAACACUAGUGCUGCUUUUAAUUCAUAAUCUAAUAUAUAUGUAUAAACAUAUAUAUGUGUGUGUGUGUGUGUGUAUAUACACACACACACACACACACAUACUGCCAUAUCUAUACAUAACAUAUAUACACUGCCAUUAAAUAUACAGGUUCAGGCAUGGUUGAGUGGUUAAGGAGUGUGCUUUGCAAUCAUAUGGUUCUGGUUUUGAAUCCACUACAUGGCACAUUUGCCAAGUGUCUUCUACUUUUACUUCAGGUUGACCAUUGCCCUGUAAGUGAAAUUUGACAGAAAGAAACUGUAUGGAAGUCUGCUGUAUGUGUGUGUGUCUUCACAUUGACACUGCUGUGGGCAACAGUAAUGUUCUUUCUGUCCCACAGCUUGGUGGUCUGACAUACAAAGAUGUGGCCUAAAAUAUCUUACUUGAAAACAAGUCAGAGUUGGUAUCAGGAAGGACACCAGACUGUAGAAUGAUUCUUCAAGAAGUCACAUCCAGCCCAUGACAAUGAGGAAAAAGACAUGUGUAAAAGUGAAAUGUUCUAAAAAUUUAUCAGAUUUAACAACUGCAUGUUGUUCCUGGAGGUUACUGGUGAUGAAGUAAAUUGUUUUUACACACUGUUUGGAAGCCUCCCAUCUAUAGUAUCUGUAUUGUUUAGCCAUAUUUACUCUGCUUUACUUCCUUUUUUAUAAGAUAACAAGAUAUACAUAUAUAUAUAUGUGUAUAAAGAAAGAAAAGGAUAAAGAGAUCAAUGGCAAAGUUAGAAUUAUAUUUUAUGUAUAAAGUCUUACAGUUGUUUCAGGGAACAUCCAAUGUAUCCCUUCAUCGGAGACGGUAAUAGUAGAAGAACUUUGCCAUUGAUCUCUUUAUCGUUUUCUUUCUUUAUACAUACACAUGCUAAUACACGACCUAUGUUAUAUUCCCCACUCAUGUUGCUACAACGACAGGGGCAAAACUAGUCAGUAUAUAGCACUUACUCGGUAUUACCUGUAUCCUUAGGGUUCGGUUGACACCAAUACCCUUCAUAACCUUUAUAUAUAUAUGUAUAUAUAUUCACACAUGCAGAUAUAUACAUUACAUACACACACACACAUACGUACAUACAUAUAUGUAUCUUUUACUUUUUACUUAUUUCAGUCAUUAGACUGCAGCCUUGAGGAAUUUUAGUCAAACUAAUUGAUUCCAGUACUUAUUUUCUUUUUAAACCUAUGCUUAUUCUAUCAGUGACUUUUGCUGUACUGCUAAGUUACAGGGAUGUAAAUGUACCAACACUGGUUGUCAAGUAGUGGUGGACACACACACACACACACACACACACACACACACACACACACACACACAUAUAUACAACAAAUUUCUUUUAGUUUCUGUCUACCAGAUCCACUCACAAGGAUCUGGUUGGUCCAAGACUAUAGUGGAAGACACCUAAGGUGCCACGCAGUGGGACUGAACCAUGCGCUUGGGAAGCAAACUUCUUACCACACACCCAUAC